Fonsecaea nubica is the source of this 765-nucleotide messenger RNA. RefSeq lists its product as hypothetical. The record is from RefSeq and is a predicted model, not a curated record. The transcript is spliced from 2 exons. The coding region runs from base 1 to 765 and encodes 254 amino acids. Lineage: Eukaryota; Fungi; Ascomycota; Eurotiomycetes; Chaetothyriales; Herpotrichiellaceae.
AUGACCUCUUCCACUGAUGACUGUGCAUCAGCAGAGCGCGACACGAAGAGCCUGCUCCUUACGACUUUCUCGCCCGAAGAUGAAGACGAAGAUUUUGUCACUUCCGACGAUGCUAGCGAUGGAGAAGGGGAUCACGAUGACAGUGAAGCAGACAUGAUAGAGGAGCCCGACGAAUUGGACGCCGAUAUUAUGGAGCUUGCUACCGAAAUCCAACAGCCUCUCACUGAUCAACAAUACGAAGCAGCUGGCAUCGAGAACCCGAGCACGACUCUCUUAAACCUGGAGGAUGAGUCAGAAGAUGGGUCAGAAGAUGGGGACUACGAUUCAGAGUUUGAAGAAGAGCUCCCAGAUGAGGAGAUGCUUGAUGCUGACGAGGAAAUGGUCAUGAAUGAUGAGCGAUUUGACGAAAAUGCACGCAAUGCAGCAAGAAGACAAGAAAGGAUUUGCAGGGCACUAGAAACACUGGCCGAGGAGGCAGAAAGAUUGAGGGAGCAAGGCAUGGAGUUUGUUGAAGAGGAGCAUGACUUCAGCUCAGCAGCGUACCAGAAUGAUGCUGUCGAGUGGGAAUACAUUCCAUGCAAGAGGGGAACAUUUGACGGUGAUGGCAAUGAGCUCACUGCGGAGCAGAUGGAAGAGAGUUUCGACCCCUCUGGCAUGGACUACUGCGCUUGCCGCUUUUGCCGCGAGACACAGAAAUCCGAGCGCAACGAGAGAUACGAGCGACGCUGUGCGCAGAAGGAGGCGCCUGAGAAUCUCGACCUCUAG